Messenger RNA from Dentiscutata heterogama, 249 nucleotides. The record is from the annotation of a GenBank genome assembly. Lineage: Eukaryota; Fungi; Glomeromycota; Glomeromycetes; Diversisporales; Gigasporaceae.
UUAACAAAUACUCAUUCAGAUACACGAACAGUUAUAAUAGGUAGUGUACAUGGUGGUCAAACCGGCAAAGUAUUCGAAGAAAUUUUAACAUCUUAUUUUGAGAAUACUGUUGUUGAACUUCUACCUUGGUACAUGGAAAUUAGUCAAGAAAGAUAUUUACAAUUAUGGAAAUCAUGUCAAAAGGAAUUUAAAAAUCGUGCGAGCUCUACAAAACUAUUCAAAUUUUGGGGAAUGAAAAUUCCACAAUAA